Messenger RNA from Silurus meridionalis, 3077 nucleotides. It is a transcript of the gene tatdn2, whose product is annotated as TatD DNase domain containing 2. The transcript is spliced from 7 exons. NCBI's taxonomy places the organism in Eukaryota, Metazoa, Chordata, Actinopteri, Siluriformes, Siluridae. Gene Ontology annotation, molecular function: hydrolase activity, acting on ester bonds. The coding region runs from base 500 to 2407 and encodes 635 amino acids. The record is from RefSeq and is a predicted model, not a curated record.
UUUUUUUUUUCCCAUUCAACACAAGAGCUUCACUUGUAGGCAAUACGGCGGAGUUGAAACGAAUUCCAAUAGAGUGUGCUUUAAAGCUAUUGAAUUCGAAAUGUUUUACCACGUUCUGUAAAAAAAAAAAAAAAACCAUACAUCCCCGGCGCCAUUAGUGAGAAGUUUCAAUUUUAGAAAUGUAAAAGUACCAUGGUGGUCGUGAACACUGCACGCAUGACCCGGAUGUUGGGUCACUGGAAACGUACACUCAUUUAAAUCUUAAAUGUAAAAAAAUAUAUUAACUACAAAUUGAAUAAGGCUUCCUUUUUAAUGAGGUACAGUGUUAAACAUGUUAGAUUCCCACACGAAUUGAUGCCGUUAAAAACCUGCGAUAUAAGCGGUGUUAAACAGAAUUCAACUCUAUAGCCAGUGAACGCUGCAUCACUCUGCGUCCUAAAUGCCACAAGGUCAAAAGAUCGCCAAUUAAGUUAUUUUUUCAGCAGAGUUCUUCAGCAUCAUGACCAGCAAAAGGACGAAGGUCAAGUUCAGUUGGCUACGCACAGCUUUUGUGUCGCCCACCAAGUUCCAGAAGAACGACGUGGAUUCAGCCCGGCCCACUCGCUGGAGCGGCGAUGCGUGCGACGACUCGAGUGAAGCCUCGUCCCCCGGCCUGAGCUCGCCCACCGGUUCAGCUGGACUGGGAGAACUGGAGCACAUUAAACUGGACACCCCUAAGGGGAGACGCACUGGUCUGUCACAGAACUCCCAUAAAACACAGCAUCUGUCCAGCAGACCCUGCAGGCUGUUCGAGAACGUGAAGGACCCACAGGUAGAAUGUCCGCCUCCAUCGUCCACUUUUGGUGGAAGGCGACAAACCAGAACUCCAGAGGAUGGUUCAAAAGUCAUCUACCUGCGAGCCCUGAGUGCUGCUCUCGGGAACAGACAGAGGAAGUCGACCCCCUCUAAGGAUGGUGCCGAUACGAAGAGGACACACUCCUGGAAGAGUUCUGUAGAACCCCUGACUGUUGAACAAGAACCUGAGAGAAACACGGAGCACAGCUGCUGCUCAUUCAGCGAGAAACCUGCUUCUGUGUGUGUCCAGGCAGAGGAGCGCACACAGGCUUCACUCGUCUUUAUAGACACUGAGGAAGAAGAGAACGCAGUGGAAACCCACACCAGGUGCGUGGUCCUGAAAGCCAGCAACUCUCCUGGUUCUUCAGAAGCUAAAGAUCCUGUCGGGUUCUCACAGAAGUGUGAAGAGCGAGCGAUCGCGUGCAGCCUGGACGGUGAAGCUUCACCUUCUACAAUCACACUGACCCCACAAACUUCAUUUGGUGUGUCCUGGAAUAUAACACCCCACUUACACUCCACUUCAUUUUGGAGCUCAUGGAGGGAGGGCAUCUCUUCCACCAGCAGGAGUUUGCAUCUCCAUAGUCCUUCAUCUUCAGUCUCGUCUGCCCCGCCUCCAAACCAGCUUCAUAAGUUCUCACCACCGUCUAGACACCGAUCCUCACAAAUGCUCCACGGAGAAACGAUGACCCUCACAGAAGAUCUCACCGCUCACAGGAGAUCCGAAGGCUCGGCACCUCUCUGGUUGUCGGAUUCCAACUCCUUGGGCUUCAUCGACACACACUGUCACCUGGAUAUGCUGUACGGGAAGAUGGGCUUUCACGGAAGCUUCCGGAGCUUCCGUCUAAAAUUUCGGAGCACCUUUCCUGCGGAGUUUCACGGCUGCAUAACCGACUUCUGCAAUCCCAGGAUCACGCUGAAGGACCGCAUCUGGGAACAGCUCAUAGAAGAGGAGUUGGUCUGGGGUGCUUUCGGGUGCCACCCUCACUUCGCCCAGGAGUACAACUCCGCCCACGAGCAGAGCAUCAUGGGAGCCAUGCGUCACCCCAAGACUGUAGCGUUUGGAGAAAUCGGCCUGGAUUACUCGCAUAAGAAUUCGGUCAACCUCAGGACACAGAAGGAGGUGUUUGAGCGGCAGCUGCGGUUGGCCGUGUCUUUGGGAAAGCCGCUUGUUAUACACUGCCGGGACGCUGAUGACGAUUUGCUUGACAUUAUGAAGAAGUGCGUUCCCCAUGACUACAAGAUACACAGACACUGUUUCACUAACAAUUACUCUGUCAUCGAGCCGUUCCUGAACGAAUUCUCAAACCUGUGCGUGGGUUUUACGGCGUUGGUCACGAACCCUAAAGCCACAGAGGCCCGAGAUGCCGUCAGGAAAAUUCCACUGGAGCGGAUUCUGCUGGAAACCGACGCACCCUACUUCCGACCCAGACAGGUACCUCCAUCCGUGUGUAGGUUUUCUCACCCUGGGAUGGCAUUACACACCUUAAAGGAAAUCAGCGUGCUGAAGGGAGAGCUCUUCUCCACCGUGCUCCAAACGGUCCGCCAGAACACCACACACAUCUACGGAGUGUGAAACCUCCACCCUCCAACUAAGGAACUAUCUGUCGACUCUAUAAAUAUUUUUAUUGGAAUGAUUAAAAUGGUAGAUUAUUUUUCCUACAUUAUCGGAGACAUGUUCGUUUUUUUUUUUAGGUUGCAUUUACACAUUAUUAUACUUGAUGUUUUAAAGUUUUCCUGUUUUGAUCUUAGUUCUCUUUGUGGGGGGGUUUUGGAGGAGGGGCUUUAAAUGGAUGCAUUAUGCGCAUAAAUUAUGCAGAACCUGGCAACCCUGCUCAUAUAAAACUGGAGUUCAUUAGGCCUGAUGUAUAAGAAAGGCAACAGGACCAAUAUAUUAUUUGUUGUACACACUAACAUGGAUUUAAACACUGAAAUGUUGAGAGAUUUGAUGCAUUUCUUUAAAAAAAAAUUGAAAUGUCUAUAACUUAGAUGAGGAAUAUGAGGUGGGACCUUCUAGGUUUUUGUGCUAGAAUGCCACUUCAGGUCAAAUCAUUGACGGGUUUUUAUUUUUUAUUUAAUUUUUUUUUUUAUGUUCAUAUACUAAUUUGUGAGAGUAUCCGGAGGUUUGUUUUUUUCCACAGAUUAAGCCGUAAUUUAUUUAAAUAUUGAUUUUAUUUCGUAUUUUGUUGGCCCUGUUUGAGACUGUGUUCUGGACGAAGCAAAUAAAAAGCUGCAUGUGUUGCAAA